Triplophysa rosa is the source of this 2558-nucleotide messenger RNA. RefSeq names its product mediator complex subunit 17 (gene med17). Lineage: Eukaryota; Metazoa; Chordata; Actinopteri; Cypriniformes; Nemacheilidae. Gene Ontology annotation, biological process: regulation of transcription by RNA polymerase II. Gene Ontology annotation, cellular component: mediator complex; core mediator complex. The transcript is spliced from 13 exons. Gene Ontology annotation, molecular function: transcription coregulator activity. The coding region runs from base 135 to 2066 and encodes 643 amino acids. The record is from RefSeq and is a predicted model, not a curated record.
CAUCCUCGCGAGAUUUGGUAAGCUCUCGUUCAGUUGCAGUUAGCAGCAGUCAUUUAGCUCGGAGCUACACCACAAACAAAUAAACAAAGAAGAACAGGAAAACCAGUCGAGAUCAGACCCAGUGCGUCUUCAGCAUGAUGUCGGGCGGCCCAGCGGUCCGUGUGAGCAUCGAGUCGUCGUGUGAGCGGCAGGUACAAGAGGUCUCUCUGGAUGGGAUGGAGACGUACGUGCCUCCGCUGUCCAUGUCUCAGAACCUGGCUAAGCUCGCUCAGAGGAUCGACUUUGGCCAGAGCUCAGAUUCGGACGAGGAACGCACCGACCGGGAGAAGAGGGACGAAUGGAGCACACGUGAGGCAGAAGAGGAUGAGGGUACAGUGAAGUUUCAGCCGUCACUGUGGCCCUGGGACUCCGUGAGGAACAACUUGCGAAGCGCACUAACAGAGAUGUGUGUGCUGCAUGAUGUGCUGAGUGUUGUCAAAGAGAAGAAGUAUAUGGCACUCGACCCUGUGUCCCAGGACCCCACUGUUGCCAAGACCCCACAGGUUUUCCAGCUGAUCAGUAAGAAAAGAUCUUUGGCAACUGCAGCUCAGCUGCUUCUCAAAGGUGCCGAGAAACUGACCAAGUCACUGGCUGAGAACCAGGAGCAGCGCAGACAGAGAGACUUUAACUCGGAGCUGCUGCGGCUGCGCUCGCAGUGGAAGCUGCGCAAAGUCGGAGACAAGAUCCUCGGAGAUCUCAGCUACCGCAGCGCUGGGUCCCUGUUUCCCCAUCAAGGCACGUUUGAGGUGAUAAAGAACACAGACAUCGACCUAGAUAAGAAGGUUCCCGAUGAUUAUUGUCCGCUUACUGUGCAGAUCCCCAGUGACCUGGAGGGCUCUGCUUAUAUCAAGGUAUCCAUUCAGAAGCAGUCCCCUGAUAUAGGUGACCUUGGCACAUUGAAUCUCUUCAGGAGACCACCCAAAGCCAAACCAGGUUCUCAGAUGUGGCACUUAAGACUGGAAGCGGCUCAGAACGUGUUGCUGUGUAAAGAGAUUUUUGCUCAGCUCUCACGCGAAGCCGUUCAGAUCAAAUCACAGAUCCCUCACAUCGUCGUCAAGAAUCAGAUCAUCUCACAUCCUUUCCCUGGUCUGCAGCUUUCCAUCUCUCUCUGCCACUCCGCUGGAGAGAAGAAGAGCCAAAGAGCAUCACCAGACAGGAUUAAACCAGACGACCAUCUGUAUGUGUUGGAACACAACCUUCACCAGCUCAUACGAGAGUUUCACAAGCAGACACUGAGCUCGGUGACGAUGCCUCAUCCUGCCAGCGCUCCAUUCGGUCACAAACGCUUGCGGCUGGCGGGACCCAUGGGCUAUGAUAAAGCAGAGAUCAGCUCCUGGCAGCACAUAGAAGGACUGUUGGAGAAGAUCAUCAAACAGGCCAAGCACAUCUUCCUGAGAAGCAGGACGGCACGUACCAUUGACAGUCUGGCGAGUCGCAUAGAGGAUCCUCAGAUUCAGGCUCACUGGUCCAACAUUAAUGAUGUGUAUGAAUCCAGCGUGAAAGUUCUCAUCACCUCUCAAGGAUACGAGCAGAUCUGCAAGUCCAUUCAGUUGCAGCUGAACAUUGGUGUGGAGCAGAUCCGAGUGGUGCACAGAGACGGCCGCGUCAUCACGCUGUCGCACCAGGAGCAGGAGCUGCAGGACUUCCUGCUGUCACAGAUGUCGCAGCAUCAGGUGCAUGCCGUGCAGCAGCUGGCCAAAGUCAUGGGUUGGCAUGUGUUGAGUUUCAGUAAUCACGUGGGGCUCGGGCCCAUCGAGAGCGUCGGGAACGCGUCUGCCAUCACCGUCGCAUCUCCCAAUGGAGAACACGCGAUUUCAGUGCGGAACGGUCCAGAGAGCGGCUGUAAGGUCCUGGUUCAGUUUCCUCGCAGUCAGGCAAAAGAGCCGCCCAAGAGUGACGUGGUGCAGGAUGGUAAAUGGAGUCACCUGAGGGGUUCUUAUAAAGAAGUACACUGGGGCAGAAUGGAAGGACGAAACUUUGUUUAUAAAAUGGAGCUGCUGAUGGCGGCAUUGACACCGUGUUCGUAGAGACCGUAGACAUUACACGUUCGCUGUCAACAGGUUCUGUUGUAAUGACUCUUCAUUUAAAUCGUUGGAUUCGUAUGAGAAACGUUGCUCAUUUUCGUUCCAGUGCUGCCAAUGCUGAGUAAAGUCGCAUAUACAUGACUUCAACUUCUUCAAAGGGAUAGUUCACCCAAAAUUCUGUCAUCAUUUCAUCAAAACCUGAAUCAAAACCUAAAUUAUUAGCAUUUCAUCGUUCCAAACCUGGAUACAUUUAUUUGUUCUGCUAAGUAUUUUGAAGAAUGUGGGAAACCAAACACUUCUGAGCAGACUGAUUGACCACCAUAAUAGUAGGUUAUUUUCUACUAAGGAUGUGCUCCGGAGCUGUUUGGUUACAAACAUUCUUUUCUUCAAACAUCUUUGUGUUCAGCAGAAUAUUGAAAUUCAUACAGGUUUUGAGUAAAAUGAACUAACCUUUUAAUUGUCCAUUUUUAUAAGGAAAAAAAACAACUUUGGUUA